CUUGUUUUAGUGUUUGUAGUUGUAACCUUGAGUCCUUCUUCCCCUUUGAUCAUACAUGUCGUUUGACUACGAAUCCGCUCUUUCUUCACGAGAUUCGGAUGGGGUAGAUAAGGAAUUGCAGACAUUUAUACAAACGAUACAACAAAGGGCGGAGUUUCAGAAUCAUGUCAAUCAUCUGACUUCGGUGUGUUGGGAUAAGUGUGCUGCUGGAUACCCGUCUUCGAAAAUGGAUGCUAAAAAAGCAAAUUGUAUCGAAAACUGUACAGAACGUUACUUGGACGUUUCCAUGCUUCUUCGUAGCAGGUUUCAAUCUAUGUUGGCGAAUAUGCAACAGUAGAGUGUUUUAACAAGUGAAAUACUUCACUUGUAAUCAUAUUUGGACUCCUGUAUAUAGUGUAGUAAAUGUCUUUAUUUUCUUCUAACUAGAUACCCUGUUCUUAUACCUAACUGCACUGGCUAUGGAGACAUUUGUUCAUAUGUACAAUUGUAAAAUCUAGUUAUUAACUCAUGUUUUGGGUUUUUUCUAUGUAAAUGGAAGUUUAUCUGAU
Schistosoma rodhaini is the source of this 548-nucleotide messenger RNA. The record is from the annotation of a GenBank genome assembly. NCBI's taxonomy places the organism in Eukaryota, Metazoa, Platyhelminthes, Trematoda, Strigeidida, Schistosomatidae.